Molecule: messenger RNA, 2757 nt
Organism: Glossina fuscipes
Lineage: Eukaryota; Metazoa; Arthropoda; Insecta; Diptera; Glossinidae
Gene: Cdc5
Product: cell division cycle 5-like protein
Exons: 6
Coding region: 295-2688 (797 amino acids)
Biological process (GO): mRNA splicing, via spliceosome; regulation of transcription by RNA polymerase II
Cellular component (GO): Prp19 complex; spliceosomal complex
Molecular function (GO): RNA polymerase II transcription regulatory region sequence-specific DNA binding; DNA-binding transcription factor activity, RNA polymerase II-specific
Source: RefSeq, a predicted model, not a curated record
CUAACUUUCAACUAAGUGAUUACCGCCCUUGUUUAGAAUUGAAUUUGAAACCGUGUCGUGUACAAAAAAAUGUUGCUUGCUGUUGACCUUAAUACUUUAGAUAUGGCAGUACUAUAAUGCUUUGUCAAGAACGGUACAAAGUAUAUUGAAACCCACAGCAAAGCAGUGUUUAUAUGAAUUGGUGGAUUGAUUCUAGCGGUUGUAAUAUUUGCCUCGUUUAUAAAGUUAAUAGAUUAUUUGCAAAUUAUACUAAAAAUUGUUUCUUCUUCGUAAAUUAAAUAUAAUCAUACAAAUAUGCCGCGUAUCAUGAUUAAGGGAGGCGUUUGGCGCAAUACUGAGGAUGAGAUCCUCAAGGCUGCGGUGAUGAAAUAUGGGAAAAACCAAUGGUCACGUAUCGCCUCACUCCUACAUCGUAAAAGUGCUAAGCAAUGUAAGGCACGUUGGUAUGAAUGGCUAGAUCCUAGUAUUAAGAAGACUGAAUGGUCGCGGGAAGAAGAUGAAAAACUUUUGCAUUUGGCUAAAAUCAUGCCUACGCAAUGGCGCACCAUAGCACCGAUUAUAGGACGCACCGCAGCACAAUGUAUAGAGCGUUAUGAAUAUUUGCUCGACCAAGCACAGAGAAAGGAAGAUGGGGAAGAAUGUGUAGCAGAUGAUCCACGUAAACUUAAGCCAGGUGAAAUAGAUCCUAAUCCGGAAACAAAACCGGCCAGGCCAGAUCCCAAAGAUAUGGACGAAGAUGAAUUGGAGAUGUUAUCGGAGGCCCGUGCACGGUUAGCAAACACUCAGGGCAAAAAGGCUAAACGCAAAGCUCGUGAGAAACAGCUGGAAGAAGCUCGUCGAUUGGCUGCUUUACAAAAACGUCGUGAAUUAAGGGCUGCCGGAAUUGGCAGCGGUAAUCGCAAACGGGUGAAAGGUAUUGAUUACAAUGCCGAAAUCCCUUUCGAAAAACGACCUGCUUCGGGUUUUUACGAUACCUCGGAAGAAAACGUGGAAAAGCUGGAACCUGAUUUCAAUAAAAUGCGUCAACAAGAUCUUGAUGGAGAACUUAGAGUAGAACGGGAAGAACGUGAACGUAGAAAGGACAAACAAAAACUUAAACAACGCAAAGACAAAGAUAUGCCCAUGGCUAUGUUGCAAAACCUAGAGCCAGAGCGCAAACGUUCGAAAUUAGUGUUACCGCAACCGCAAAUUUCCGACCAAGAGCUCCAACAAGUAGUGAAGCUGGGUAGAGCUAGUGAAGUAGCUAAAGAGGUAGCAACAGAUAGCGGUGUGGAGACAACAGAUGCUUUGUUGGCAGAUUAUUCUAUAACACCUCAAGUUGCAGUUACGCCGCGCACACCAGCACCCUUUACUGAUCGCAUUAUGCAAGAAGCUCAAAACAUAAUGGCUCUCACCCACGUUGAAACUCCUUUAAAGGGUGGCAUCAACACUCCUCUACAUGAUUCAGAUUUCUCUGGAGCCCUACCGAAAUCGACAGCUAUAGCCACUCCUAAUACUGUAAUUGCUACACCAUUCAGAACUCAACGGGGAAGUGGUUCGGUCACACCUGGUGGUUUUGCAACGCCUAUGUCAGCUUUAGUGGCCGCGGGCAAAACUCCAAGAGUCGAUGGCUCUCAAACAACAGCCUUGGUCCGUGAUAAACUUAACAUUAACGUUGAGGAAAAUCUGAAUGUCGGUGAAACGCCAGCUAUGUAUAAGAAUUAUCAAAAGCAAUUAAAACAUUCCUUGCGUGAAAGUUUGGCCACUUUGCCAACUCCAAAAAAUGAUUAUGAGAUCGUGGUACCCGAAGAAAAUGAGCUUGAACCCACAGAUUCAACAAAUGAAUCCAUCACUGUUGAAGACCAGGCUGAUGUAGAUGCUCGUGUUGUAGCUGAGAAAGAAAAAGCACGUAAGCAAGAAUUGGGGAAGCGUUCCCAGGUAGUUCAAAGGACGCUGCCGCGCCCAACCGAAGUAAACACCAAAAUUCUUAGACCGCUUUCCGACAAACCAAAUUUAACAGAAUUACAAAAUGCAGAAGAAAUGAUCAAACACGAAAUGAUUACUAUGCUAUUAUAUGAUUCCACAAAGGAUCCAGUUCCUGGUCAAUCAGAAAAUAAAAUGGACCAAUUGCAAACAUAUUUCAAGUCGAAUCCUUACGAAGAGAUAUCGAAAGAAGAACUAAAUAGGGCAAAACUGCUGUUAAGUAAUGAGAUGAAGGUAGUCAAGGAGGGAAUGGGUCACGGUGAUUUAGCUUUGGAUGUUUAUUCUCAAGUGUGGGAAGAGUGCUUAGCUCAAGUACUAUUUUUACCCUCACAAAACCGUUACACUCGAGCCAAUUUGGCUAGCAAGAAAGAUCGCCUCGAAUCGGCUGAGAAACGUUUAGAGCAAAAUAGACGACAUAUGGCUAAAGAGGCGAAACGCUGCGGCAAAAUUGAAAAAAAGCUGAAAAUUUUAACUGGUGGUUAUCAGGCGAGAGCACAAGCGUUAUUAAAACAACUACAAGACACUUUUGAACAAAUUGAACAGAACACUUUGGCAUUAUCUACAUUCAAAUUUUUAGCUGAACAAGAAGCUGUUGCCAUACCAAGGCGUCUGGAGUCUCUACAAGAAGAUGUACGUCGCCAAAUGGAACGUGAAAAAAAAUUGCAACAAAAAUAUGCCAACUUACAGGAAACCCUUAAGGAACUAACUAAUGAUGAAACCAAAUAAUAAAUCUACAACAUAUGUUUCUUUAAUUACAGUAAAUAAAACAUUAAUAUUAUCUCCUUUGAAACCAAU